This is a messenger RNA of Talpa occidentalis (Iberian mole), 8229 nucleotides long. RefSeq names its product natural killer cell triggering receptor (gene NKTR). Lineage: Eukaryota; Metazoa; Chordata; Mammalia; Eulipotyphla; Talpidae. The coding region runs from base 822 to 4952 and encodes 1376 amino acids. Gene Ontology annotation, cellular component: nucleus. The record is from RefSeq and is a predicted model, not a curated record. Gene Ontology annotation, biological process: protein folding; protein peptidyl-prolyl isomerization. The transcript is spliced from 13 exons. Gene Ontology annotation, molecular function: peptidyl-prolyl cis-trans isomerase activity.
UUUAAAUUUUGUGGUCUUUUUCAAUUCUGAUAUUAAAGCAAGUUUGAUCAUGUACUUUUAAUGAGAAGCGGUUUUACUCAUAGUUCACUUUUUGCAUGAAACUAAUGCUGCAUGAAAAUACUUUAUUUGCAUGAACUUGGGGAUAAAACUGUAUUGUAAUAUAUAUAACUUUUAAUUGACAAGAUUAAUUAAGGCUAACUUUAUGGUUAAACAUGACUUUCAGCAUGGAGGUUAGGCAACUAUAUACAUGAAAACUCCUAUCUUCCUGCCUAAAACUGUCAACAUAUUCUUUUGUUUAUAGAGAAUGUGGUCUUUUGCAAAAUGAAAAGGUAAGAGAACGAAGCACAGUAACACAAACUCCAAUUCUGUUCCCUUGCACCCUUCCUAAUAAAUUUAUGGACAGUCUGGGUCAGGUUGUGGCUGGAUUUCUAUAUUGCUUGAAGACUUGGAAAACUCUGUAUACUAUUUCAUACUUCAUGCUUCUAUAUCUUUUUUCUUUUCCCAAUGGGUUACUACUUCCCUAUCAGGGAAAAGAAUAUAGUUGUGUUUUUUUUUUCCUAAACCAAGCAGUUUCUUUGCAUAAAAGUUGGUAUUUCCUCCUUUCUCAAAGGUUUGUAUGUUUUCUUUUAUGUACUAGAACUAUAUGAUUAUGUUUUAUUCCUACAGUAGUAGCAUUUGCAUAAAUCUAACUAUUGCACUUGCCCCAAAAAGCCUUAGAAAAGUCAGUUGCAGAGUUGUAUAAUGGGAUCCAAUAUUACUAGGUUUUAACAUAAUGAUAGCUUCAGUGUUAUAAUAGUCUUUUAUAUUUCUUUUGGGGGAAAAUGGAUUACUACUGUUUUUCAGAAGCCUGUUCCCAAGAUGAAAACUUUAUUCUCAAACAUGACAGAGCGUUCCUUUUGUCAAUGGCAAAUCGAGGGAAACAUACCAAUGGUUCCCAGUUUUUCAUUACCACAAAACCUGCUCCACACUUGGAUGGGGUGCAUGUUGUCUUUGGACUGGUUAUUUCUGGUUUUGAAGUAAUUGAACAAAUUGAAAAUCUGAAAACUGAUGCUGCAAGCAGACCAUAUGCAGAUGUGCGAGUUAUUGAUUGUGGGGUACUUGCCACGAAAUCAACAAAGGAUGUUUUUGAGAAAAAAAGGAAGAAACCAACUCAUUCAGAAGAUUCGGAUUCCUCUUCCAAUUCCUCAUCCUCUUCAGAAUCAUCUUCAGAAAGUGAAAUUGACCAUGAGAGAAGCAGAAGAAGGAAACAUAAGAAGAGACCAAAAGUUAAACAUUCUAAAAAGAGAAGGAAGGAAAUAAACAGUUCAGAAGAGCCAAGAAAUAAGCAUGCAAUGAGCCCAAAAGGACGCUCUGAGAGGAGUGAUACCAAUGAAAAAAGGUCAGCUGAUUCAAAUGCUAAAAGAGAAAAACCUGUGGUUCGCCCAGAAGAGAUUCCUCCAGUGCCCGAAAAUAGAUUUUUACUAAGAAGAGAUAUGCCACUUGUCACGGUGGAACCUGAACCGAAGAUUCUUGAUGUUACACCUGUUCUAAGUGAUCAGAAACCAUCUGUAUCAAAAUCUGGACGGAAGAUUAAAGGAAGAGGCACAAUUCGCUAUCACACACCUCCAAGAUCAAGAUCCUGCUCUGAAUCAGAUGAUGAUGAUAGCAGUGAAACGCCUCCUCACUGGAAAGAGGAAAUGCAGAGAUUACGAGCAUACAGGCCACCUAGUGGAGAAAAAUGGAGUAAAGGAGAUAAGUUAAGUGACCCUUGUUCAAGCCGAUGGGAUGAAAGAAGCUUGUCCCAGAGAUCCAGAUCAUGGUCCUAUAAUGGAAAUUACUCUGAUCUUAGUACAGCAAAACACUCUGAUGGUCAUCAUAAAAAACGCAGAAAAGAGAAAAAAGUUAAGCAUAAAAAGAAAGCUAAAAAACAGAAGCAUUGUAGAAGACACAAACAGACUAAGAAGAGGAGGAUUAUUGUACCCUCUGACAUAGAAUCCUCAAAAUCUUCCACCCGACGAAUGAAACCCUCUUGUGAUAGAGAAAGGAGAUCUCGUUCCUCCUCAUCAUCAUCUCAUCAUUCAUCAAAGAGGGAUUGGUCUAAAUCUGAUAAGGAUGACCAGAGCUCUUCAUCCCACUCUAGCAGAGACUCAUAUAGGUCGAAAUCUCACUCCCAGUCUUCUUCUAGAGGAAGCUCAAGAUCAAGGACUCCAUCAAAAUCUUCAUCACAUUCUCGAAGUAGAUCAAAGUCCAGAUCUAGUUCCAAGUCAGGGCACCAAAGGACAGCUUCAAAGUCACCAAGAAGGACAGCCCCUCAGUUAAGUGAAAAUAAGCCAGUUAAAACAGAACCCUUAAGAGCAACUGUGCCAAAAAAUGAAAAUGUUGUAGUGCAGCCAGUGGUGGCCGAAAACAUUCCUGUAAUACCACUGAGUGAUAGUCCCCCUCCUUCAAGGUGGAAGCCUGGACAGAAGCCCUGGAAGCCCUCUUAUGAGCGAAUUCAAGAAAUGAAAGCUAAAACAACCCAUUUGCUGCCUAUCCAAAGCACUUACAGUUCAACAAAUAUUAAAGAGAUUGGUAGUUCAUCAACCUACCAUAAAAGAGGAAACAAUUCAGAAAGUGAUCAGAGUGCUUAUUCAAAAUACAGUGAUAGAAGUUCAGAGAGUUCACCAAGGUCUAGGAGCAGAUCUUCUAGGAGUAGAUCUUAUUCCAGAUCAUACACAAGAUCUCGAAGUCUAGCUAGUUCACAUUCAAGAUCUCGAUCUCCCUCAUCUAGGUCUCACUCACGAAAUAAGUACAGCGAUCACUCACAGAGUAGUAGAUCCUCUUCAUACUCCUCUGAUAGCAGUGAUAAUGGAAGACGAGCGAAGAGAAAAUUUAAAUCCAGUGGGAAAAAAAAUAACACUUCAAAUAAAAGGCGUAGCAGCAGCUCUGAGAAGACACUUGGCAAUAAAUAUGUCAAAGGCAGAGACAAGUCUUCCUGUCAGAGAAAGUAUAGUGAAAGCAGGUCAUCUUUAGAUUAUUCUUCAGACAGUGAACAGUCAAGUGUUCAGGUUACACAGUCCACCCAGGAAAAAGAGAAGCAGACUCCCAUGGAAAUGAAUAAUAAACCAGAGAAAAACAGAGAUGAAGAGAAACCCAAGUCUGAACGGGAAUGCUCCUGUUCAAAAAAAAGAACUCUGAAAGAGAAUCUUUCUGAUCACUUUAGAAAUGCCAGUAGACCCAAAAGAAAGAAUUAUGCUGGGAGUAAAUGGGACUCUGAGUCAAAUUCAGAACGAGAUGUAAUGAAGAACAGUAAAAAUGAUUCCCGGCAAUCUUCCGAUAAAGAGGAAGGUGAGGCCACAUCAGAUUCGGAAUCAGAGUUUGGUGAAAUUCACAUCAAAGGCAAACCCACAGCAAAGUCUGCAGCAAGUGCUUCAUUGCCUGAUAGUAAUGGCACUUGGAAAUCGGGCAAACAGCAGUCAUCAAGCUCUGUUUCUGAGGAUUCCUGUUCAAAUUCAGAAAAUAAGAGAGAAAAGCAACGGAGGCACAAACACGUAUCAAGGGAAAAUCUUAAAAGGGACCACAGCAAAAAAGUGAAAGAAAAAUUGAAAGGGAAAAAAGACAAAAAGCACAAACCUCCAAAACGAAAACAAGCAUUUCACUGGCAGCCUCCACUAGAAUUUGGUGAAGAGGAGGAGGAGGAGGUUAAUGAAAAGCAAGUUACUCAGCAGUCAAAAGAAAAAAAACAAGUUUUUGAAAACACUGAAACCAUAAAAGAAAAUAUUCCCCAAACUGAGAAAUCCUGUGAAGAUGGCAACCUUCCAGCCAAGCAUAAUAUGACAAUUUCAUCAAAUACUGAUCAGCAUGCUAAAGAUGAUAGUAAACUGAGCACUUCUCCCAGAGCCGUAAAUACUGAGGAACAUGUAGCCACUUCUCCCCCAGACAUUCAGCAUAUUGAAGAAAGUGUCCCCAGCAGAGUGGAGGAUGUGCUUCAAACAGAUGACAACAUGGAGAUUUGCACUCCUGACAGGAGCUCCCCAGCAAAAGUAGAAGGGACUUCUCCUCUGGGAAACUCAAGGCUUGCCAGCACAGAUACAAGCAUUGUUCUAAAGCAGGACAAGCAAAGGGAAUCCCCUGAGGCAGAGUUGCUAAAACAGGAAAGCAGUACGUCUGACAGCAAAGCAGCGGGGGAAGUGGGGAAACCGGACAGCAGUGCUGGAGAAAGCACUGUGAAGAGGGAGGGGACUGAAAAGAGCCAGAUCGGCCUCAUGGAUAAUAAAUGGAAACCCCUACAGGGCAUAGGAAACCUGGCAGCACCGACUGCUACCGCGUCCAGUGCUGUGGAAGUUAAGGCAUUGACUACUGUGCCUGAAAUAAAACCACAAGGCUUGAGAAUAGAAAUUAAAAGCAAAAAUAAAGUUCGGCCUGGGUCUCUCUUUGAUGAAGUAAGAAAGACAGCUCGCUUAAACCGGAGACCCAGAAAUCAGGAGAGUUCAAGUGAUGAGCAGACACCUAGUCGGGAUGGUGAUAGUCAGUCCAGAAGUCCAAGUAGAUCUCGAAGUAAAUCUGAAACCAAGUCAAGACACAGAACAAGGUCUGUCUCCUAUAGUCGCUCAAGAAGUCGAUCACGAAGUUCCACAUCAUCUUAUCGAUCCAGAAGCUACUCUAGGAGUCGGAGCAGAGGGUGGUACAGCAGAGGGCGCACAAGAAGCCGGAGCAGUUCCUACCGCAGCUACAAAAGUCAUAGGACAUCCAGUAGGAGCAGAUCCAGGAGCAGCUCUUACGAUCUCCACAGUCGAUCCAGCAGGUCCUACACUUACGAUAGCUACUACAGCAGGAGUAGGAGUCGAAGUAGAAGCCAGAGGAGUGACAGUUACCGCCGAGGCAGAAGUUAUAAUAGGCGAUCCAGGAGUUGUAGAUCUUAUGGUUCUGACAGUGAAAGUGACCGAAGUUACUCCCAUCACCGGAGCCCCAGUGAAAGCAGCAGAUACAGUUGAAAUGUCCUUUUUUUGAUACAAAUUAUAUCUUAAUUGUAAAUAUCUGGUAACUUAAAAGUUUAAGAAACUUAAUGGCAAUCUGUUCUAUUUCAAUAUUAGCAAUGAAUUUCAAAGAUAGAUACUUGUUACUUGUUCAUUUACAGUGUGCAGAAUUUAAAUACAGCUAUGUCUCAGAAAUAUUUUUAUGCCAUAUUCUACAGUAGCCAACUAUGGAAAUUAAUUUUAUUUUCUUGAAUCAAGAAAUCAUGAAAUUUAAAUAUAAUUUACAAUAUUAUUUUAGAUACACUAUUUCUCCUAUCUCAUGUAUUCCCUAGAAUAAAAUUCUUUUUGAUUCGCUAUUAAGGCUUUAGCAUAUAUGCUGCCAAAUAUCGAAUCGUGAAGGUGAACUGUUAAACGUAGCCAAAUAUUUAUAUAUCACUUACACAGAGUCUUAUACAUAUAUGCUCCGAAAAACAAACUGCCCAGAAUUGAUACUACUGGUUGCAAGGAGUAUAAGACAGUAGCUCUGGGGUUCUUAAUUCAUUCCUUCCUUCUUUGUUGUCUCAGAGGAUCAGGAAAGUUGUCAUCAUAUAUCCCACUGUCUGAGUUACUGCAGGCUGGCGGGAAAGUUCAAAAUAAUAAACCAGCCUUAACUAUAAAUAGCUGCAUUGUCUCUAAGGACCCAAUGUUUUAUGUGCUUUUUUAAUAAAUACUAUCAGAAGUUUUGAUUGUAAAAAAUUGUAUUCCAGUUUCAUGCUUUGGUGCUUGGCACUUUUUGGUGCCCCCUUAAGCAUUGUUCUUAUCUACUAUACAUUAGAAUCUCAUGAGAGGGAGAAAUGAAUUAUUUUUUCUUUAUUUACUAGCACCAAACAUAGUUCCUUCUGGGCUGUAAUCACUUUGAAUAUUUGGAGGGUUUCUGCAAGCACAGGUAUGGACUGUGGGGCCCCCUGAGGCAGGCAGGAUUGGCAUAAUAGCCACUCAGGGGUACUGCCCAUAAGUGAUGUGUAUGCCUGCCUCUGAACAAGUGAUUUGAAGAGUGGACUUUAAAAGUAACACCAAAAUCUAACUGCCACCUUCCUGAAGACAUUUCACAGGGCUGUAUUUCUAAAUCUUUUAAGGAAGAGAUCUGCCACAAAGCAGUUGAACUGUUUGAGCACCAGCAUGUUUGUUCCUGUUUCCAUCGUGACCCACGCUCACUCAGCGAAGCUUUGCCACAGGAAUAAACUGGGAUAACAGAUGACAUAAACUACACAUUUUCAGUUUUGGGUGGUUCCUCCAAAGAUGAUUUGAUCUGUAAAAACUGGUGUGGGUUUGUUUUUGUUUUUUUUUUUCUUAACCUUUAGUUUGUUUCUUUCCCCAAGUGUACUUAAUCACCUUAGUGCCAGUCCAAACCAGUUAUGCAGAAGAAAUUCAUAUUGGAUGCUUGAUGUAGAACUCUGUGCCAUCCUACCUCAGGCCUCGCCUGGGAAGUAGGAAAGAACCCUCAUUUUGAGGGAUCUGACAACCCUUGAUGGAUGAAGGGGUGACUUUGGGGGAUAACUAUCACUCAUAGAAGGUUCAUAAACAGGGUUAUGCAGUUAGUUGUUUGCCAAGUUGACAGGCAAGAGUACAUUAGACUAGAGGGUUUAAAUCAAACAUACUUAUUAGCGAAUGUAAAACAAUGUGUGAUUCCUACAAAGUGUUUUCAAAAGUUGCCUGCAAAGGAGAAUAUUGCUUAAUAAUACUCAGUGGGGGUGGUGGGGACAAACAAACAGAAACUGCCAAAUUAAGAAUAGUUAUCCUCGGGCAGUAUAGUAGUGGUCUGUUGCUGUUUAACAAAUCACCCCAAACUUAGAUGCUUAAAACAACACCCAUUUCCUAGCUCACAGUUCUGUAGCUCAUGAGUCCAGCAAGGUGUGGCUGGGUUCUCUGCCCAGGCUCCUCACAAGGCUGCAAUCAAGGGUCAGCAGGGCAGCAUUCCUUUAUGGACACUCUGGGGAGGACUCUGCCUCCAGGCUCAUUCAGAUUACUGGCAGAAUUCAGUCUUGCUGGCUGCCAGCCAGGAGCCUCACAGCUCCUUAGACUGCUCACUUUCGCACUGGUAUGCUCCCCUUCAUCUUCAAGCCCAAAUGGCCCAUCACGUCGUCCUUCUCAUGCUUCAUCUCUCACUGCCUUCCUCCUCUGUAAUAAAGGUCUGUGUGACUUGAUCAAAUCCACUGAGACAUUCUCCCCAUUUUAAGGUUAUCUGUGCCAUAGAAUGUAACAUCAGCACACGAGCGAUAUCCCACUUCCUGGGAUUGGGGCAGGGAAUGGGAGAAGCAUUUUAGAAUUCUGCCUGUACUCACAAAAACUUCGCCCAUCUCAACUGUGGGUGGAAUUUUUCCCUGAAAAAGCGGGCUCUAGAAACCUUGUUUUCUCUCUUCAUGGAACAGAAGAGCCCUGAGCUGCAGCAUUCAACUUGUGUGUUUACUGAGUGAACUACAGAAACAGCUUUUCUUCCUAAAUGGGAUUGUUCUGUAUUUUGAGGUAUUUUUAAUAAAACUGAAUUAUGUUGUGUAUUGUGCUUCUUAGAAAAUGCAUUAUUGGACUGUUUUUGUAAUGUCCUGUUUACUGCAGUGAAACAUGAUAUAGCUGGUAUUGUUCAAAAACUGUAGAAACACUUUUGUACAUAUUGGCAGUGUCUUAAUUUGUAUACACUACAUUCAAAUUUCCCUAAAACUGAAAAGGGGGACCCUUGUAGAAAUUAAAAUAUAUACUUAGUCUAAGGUUGAGUCUGUGCAUGUUUCAUCUUCCUGUGCUCAUCCAGACUUCAGUAGUCUUUCUGAAAUGGAAAAGAAAACAGUCUCCUCGCUGACCCAGCCAGUUUGAGAUUUCAUCUUUCUGCAGCUUAUUUUCUUCUAGCCGAGUGGACGGCUGUUAGCAUGCCAUUCAGCUAGAGACAACUUCAGGCGGUGGUGUUCACCUACCCACAGAGGUACAGAUGGCUCUUGGUCUCCCUCCCCUGCAGACUCUGGAUUCCUCCAGGCUUUGAUGUUGCUCGCUAGCUGAGGUGACCUGCAGACAGAUGUCUUUGCUGAGCAAGGAAUAUGUCCCCUCCCACUUAUGAGUUGCCGUGUAGGGAAAGCAUAAUUACCUGCUGACCCAACGACAGCCUCCACAUGCCCUCCCUGACAGUGGCACACCGGGACAUAGCACUCACUCCUGGAGAAAACAUUCAUGGUUAUAUUUUUAGCAUCCACUUGAGAAUUCAUAGGACAAUUACAAUUAAUGUUUUUUUCCCUCAGAACUCAAAGGAAUUGGUAUUUUUUUUUAAGUGAAU